Podarcis lilfordi (Lilford's wall lizard) is the source of this 1279-nucleotide messenger RNA. Lineage: Eukaryota; Metazoa; Chordata; Lepidosauria; Squamata; Lacertidae. The record is from the annotation of a GenBank genome assembly.
AUGUCAGACGGCUGGGUUGGCAUCGCUAUGCAGACAUCUGUGUUCUUGCUGCUGCUGCUGCUGCUGCUACUUCAUCAUCUUAUCUCCAUCACUCUGGCUGCUCCAGGUGAGAUCUUCCAAAAUGUCCUGGAGAGGUGACAUAAAUCAGGCUGGGCCCAAUCCUCUGAUGGGUGAUUGAUACAUGUGUGAUGCAUUUGUGCAUCUUCAGAUACCCUAUCCCUCUGUGAGUGCAUUCACACUUAAGUUGGCGGGAGGUGAUAAAGAGGUCCUGCCUUUUACACUGGAUAGGAACAUAGUCACUUGGGAAACCCUGUGCUCUCCUCUAGUGCAUCAAACCCUGCUUUUUCUAUUGCAGAGCUAAAGGUAAAGGGACCCCUGACCAUUAGGUCCAGUUGUGACCGACUCUGGGGUUGCGGCGCUCAUCUCGCUUUAUUGGCCGAGGGAGCCGGCGUACAGCUUCCAGGUCAUGUGGCCAGCAUGACUAAGCCGCUUCUGGCGAACCAGAGCAGUGCACAGAAACGCAGUUUACCUUCCUGCCAGAGCGGUACCUAUUUAUCUUCUUGCACUUUGAUGUGCUUUCGAACUGCUAGGUUGGCAAGAGCAGGGAACGAGCAACGGGAGCUCGCCCCGUCGCAGGGAACCACUGACCUUCUGAUUGGCAAGUCCUAGGCUCUGUGGUUUAACCCACAGCGUCACCCACAUCCCCAUUGCAGAGCUAGCAUAUGCCUUAUUCUGUGUCAGGCUAUUGGUCCAGGACUGGCUCUCUGAUUGGCGAUUUAGUCUCCUAGAUCAGUUGAAGAAUGCAAUUUCCAUUGUGUGCCUGGACCUCACGAACGGUCUUAAUGAAUGGAUUAUCUUAAAGAUCUCCAUGCAUCUUGAAAAGUAGGCUAUUGUCUACAUUAACCACCCACCCCACCCCACGCAAACCUUGAAGAAUUUCCAUGGCUUUUUCUGCAACAGACCAAUACAGCUGCUUUUCUGGAAUUCCUUUCGGCCUGCUCAUGAGUCAUUCUGAGCGACCGGUAUGGGCUGUUGUUUCCAAAACUGGUGAGCCUCUUUUUUCUUCCCCGCAGGGAUAAUUCAAGACGAAAAGCCAGGCUGCGACUCUCUGCACCAUAACUGCAGAGUGGGAUACUGCUCUGAGGACGAAAUCCCAAGCGGCGGGUUUUGUUUCGAACCGGUAAUUAUAUGCUGCAGAAUUUUGCCCAAGAAAUACAAGAGCUCCGAGGAAACACAGGAAGUGGCACCUUUUGAAGAUGUUCUGCUCAAUCUCCUCUAA